Rubroshorea leprosula is the source of this 907-nucleotide messenger RNA. The record is from the annotation of a GenBank genome assembly. Lineage: Eukaryota; Viridiplantae; Streptophyta; Magnoliopsida; Malvales; Dipterocarpaceae.
CUAACCAAUAUAUUGCAUUAUCAAUAUUUUGAAAUGCAAAUUGAAUCUAGAGGUGGUGUGCAGCCUCCCCAUCAGGAGAAAUUCAAAGAGACACAUACCUUCAGAAAAAAAGCGAGAAAGGAUCAAAAGCUAGCGUGGAUCAAUGAAAAAGCAAAGCAUCGAUAUGAUACUUAUGUUGCGGAGUGCACAGAGAGUCAUGGCUCUGAUACUAGUUCGUGGUCACGCAUGGAUAACGAGGCAUGGGUUAAGGCUGUUAGAGGUUGCUCAUCUAAUUUCAUGCCAGGGAUUGGCUCCCAAGUAAAUCCAGAGAUGUCUGUUGCAGCAGCUCUAACCACUCAUGGCAUCUCCCCUCAGGCAAGUCAUCAUCUAGUUGCCCCACCACAGCCGUCACAUGGUCCUGGCUCAAGUCUUCGCAUGAAUUUAGCUUUCACCUACUCUAUUGAUUUUAUAAAAACCUCUCCUAUGGUUCUUGAAUAUCAGCAGCAGCAGCAGCAGCAGCAGCAGAAACAGUUUCCACCUCAAGAUGAUGAUGCAUACAAUCCUGUUUUUGAUCCAAACUAUCAGGGUCCUUAGUUUUUUUUAUUUUUCUGCUACGCACAUUAUAUGCACACUUUGCAUGGUUGGCUUUAUUUCUGUUAGUACUUUAAACUGUUAGCUUUUUAAACUGUUAACUUUAGCUUUUCAUUACGAUAUCUUUUCUUAUUUUGCUUGACCUCCAGUGAUCAUACUUCAAAAGGUAUGAAGUUUUGGACUGCUUUGGAGGUUAAUUAUUAUUAACUGAAUAUCAUAGGUAUUUAAGACAAUGGUGUGUGAUUGCCAUACUUUGUGGUUGUGGUUGUGGUUGUGGUUGAAAACGUAUAAUUGUUUUUAGCAUACUAGAGAUGUAGAAUAUAUGUGUUUUUCAUUG